AUGUUCCAUACUAGAUGUAUAUGUAAAGGUGGUAUCAUGUUCCUCACUAGAUGUAUAUGUAAAGGUGGUAUCAUGUUCCUCACUAGAUGUAUAUGUAAAGGUGGUAUCAUGUUCCACACUAGAUGUAUAUAUAAAGGUGGUAUCAUGUUCCUCACUAGAUGUAUAUGUAAAGGUGGUAUCAUGUUCCACACUAGAUGUAUAUAUAAAGGUGGUAUCAUGUUCCACACUAGAUGUAUAUGUAAAGGUGGUAUCAUGUUCCACACUAGAUGUAUAUAUAAAGGUGGUAUCAUGUUCCACACUAGAUGUAUAUGUAAAGGUGGUAUCUUGUUCCACACUAGAUGUAUAUGUAAAGGUGGUAUCAUGUUCCACACUAGAUGUAUCUAUUUAGGUGGUAUCAUGUUCCACACUAGAUGUAUAUAUAAAGGUGGUAUCAUAUUCCAAACUAGAUGUAUAUAUUGUAUAUAUAAAGAUGGUAUCAUGUUUUUGUCAUACUCUACACAAGAUGAUAAUGGCAUCACAACAAAAUGUUCCUUUUACAAAAAAAAUGUUUCCUGA
Molecule: messenger RNA, 555 nt
Organism: Ruditapes philippinarum (Manila clam)
Lineage: Eukaryota; Metazoa; Mollusca; Bivalvia; Venerida; Veneridae
Exons: 5
Coding region: 1-555 (184 amino acids)
Source: RefSeq, a predicted model, not a curated record